AAACCCCAGCCCCGAGGCCAUGCCGGUCAUGAAGGGGUUGCUGGCCCCGCAAAACACCUUUCUGGACACCAUCGCCACCCGCUUCGACGGCACGCACAGCAACUUCCUGCUGGCCAACGCACAGGGCCCACGGGGCUUUCCCAUUGUCUACUGCUCUGACGGAUUCUGCGAGCUCACAGGCUACGGCCGCACUGAGGUCAUGCAGAAAACCUGCAGCUGCCGUUUCCUCUAUGGUCCAGAGACCAGUGAGCCAGCCCUGCAGAGGCUGCACAAGGCCCUGGAGGGUCAUCAGGAGCACCGGGCUGAGAUCUGCUUCUACCGAAAGGAUGGCUCGGCCUUUUGGUGCCUCUUGGACAUGAUGCCCAUCAAGAAUGAGAUGGGAGAAGUCGUGCUUUUCCUCUUUUCCUUCAAGGACAUCACUCAGAGUGGAGGCCCAGGAGUUGGCUCCCCAGGAGGCCACGGGGACAGUAAUCAUGAAAACUCACUUAGCAGGAGGGGAGCCGGCUCAAGACUCCGAUCUGCCAGGAGGCAGAGCCGUACUGUCCUACACCGGCUGACUGGCCACUUUGGCCGCCGACGCCAGGGAGGCAUGAAAACCAAUAAUAACGUGUUUGAGCCAAAGCCAUCAGUGCCCGAGUACAAGGUGGCCUCCGUGGGGGGGUCCCGCUGCCUCCUCCUCCACUACAGCGUCCCCAAGGCCGUGUGGGACGGCCUCAUCCUCCUCGCCACCUUCUACGUUGCGGUCACCGUCCCCUACAAUGUCUGCUUCUUGGGCGAUGAUGACACCCCCAUCACUUCCCGACACACCCUUGUCAGCGACAUCGCCGUGGAGAUGCUCUUCAUCCUGGAUAUCAUCCUGAACUUCCGCACCACCUAUGUGUCCCAGUCCGGCCAGGUGGUCUCUGCUCCUCGUUCCAUUGGCCUUCACUACCUGGCCACCUGGUUCUUUGUUGACCUUAUUGCUGCUCUGCCAUUUGACCUGCUUUAUGUCUUCAACAUCACCGUGGGAUGGCUCCCUUCACAGAUGCUGUCGUCGCCGACAACCAGCUCUCGCCCACAGUUGAUUGUGCCUAGGACUUUGGGGGUGUCAAGCAGGGACCAGAGAUCACUCCUUACCUCUGACCAGGACUUGCUUUUUCACCAGCCUACGGUGCUAGAGGCAGCACAGCACAAAAUGGACUUGGGUAGCUGCUCAGAGGGAAGUCCCAGCUCCAUCGUUUCCUCGACUUCGCUGGUGCACCUGCUGAAGACCGUGCGGCUGCUGCGGCUGCUGCGGCUGCUGCAGAAGCUGGAGCGUUACUCACAGUGCAGCGCUGUGGUGCUCACACUGCUCAUGUCCGUCUUCGCACUCCUCGCCCACUGGAUGGCCUGCGUCUGGUAUGUCAUCGGCCGCCGGGAGAUGGAGGCCAAUGACCCGCUGCUCUGGGACAUCGGCUGGUUGCACGAGCUGGGCAAGCGGCUGGAGGAGCCCUACGUCAACGGCUCUGCGGGCGGCCCGUCGCGACGCAGCGCCUACAUCGCUGCCCUCUACUUCACGCUGAGCAGCCUCACCAGCGUGGGCUUCGGCAACGUGUGUGCCAACACCGACGCGGAGAAGAUCUUCUCCAUCUGCACCAUGCUCAUAGGCGCGCUGAUGCACGCCGUGGUGUUCGGGAACGUGACGGCCAUCAUCCAGCGCAUGUACUCGCGCCGCUCGCUCUACCACAGCCGCAUGAAGGACCUCAAGGACUUCAUCCGCGUGCACCGCCUGCCGCGGCCGCUCAAGCAGCGCAUGCUCGAGUCCUUCCAGACCACGUGGGCCGUCAACAGCGGCAUCGACGCCAACGAGUUACUGCGUGACUUCCCAGACGAGCUGAGAGCUGACAUCGCUAUGCACCUGAAUCGGGAGAUCCUGCAGCUGCCGCUGUUCAGAGCGGCGAGCAGGGGCUGCCUGCGGGCCCUCUCCCUGCACAUCAAGACCUCGUUCUGCGCUCCAGGCGAGUACCUGUUGCGCCGUGGGGACGCCCUGCAGGCACACUACUACGUCUGCUCCGGCUCGCUUGAGGUGCUUCGAGACAACAUGGUGCUGGCCAUCCUGGGGAAGGGGGACCUGAUUGGGGCAGAUAUCCCUGAGCCGGGGCAGGAGCCUGGGUCAGGGGCAGGCCCAAGCUACGUGCUGAAGACCAGCGCUGACGUGAAGGCACUGACCUACUGUGGCCUGCAGCAGCUGAGCAGCCGAGGGCUGGCUGAGGUCCUGAGGCUCUAUCCUGAGUACGGGGCUGCCUUCCGGGCUGGCCUGCCCCGGGACCUCACCUUCAACCUGCGCCAGGGCUCUGACACCAAUGGCCUCAGCCGCUUUUCCCGGUCUCCUUGCCUUUCCCAGCCCCGCUCGGAAAGCCUCGGCUCCUCCUCAGACAAGACCCUGCCAUCCAUCACGGAGGCUGAGACUGGGGUGGAGUCUGGGGGUGGUUCUAGGCCCCGCCGGCCUCUCCUGCUGCCCAACCUCAGCCCAGCACGACCCCGGGGCUCCCUGGUCAGCCUCUUGGGCGAGGAGCUGCCCCCAUUCUCAGCCCUUGUCUCCUCCCCUUCCCUGUCCCCAACCCCUUCCCCUGCCUUGGCUGGCCGGGGUCACAGGCCCUCCCCUCAUGGCCCCCCCAGGGGCUCUGCUGCCUGGAAGCUCCCCCAGCUUCUCAUUCCCCCACUGGGAACCUUUGGACCUCCGGACCUCAGUCCCCGGAUAGUGGAUGGCAUCGAGGACUCUGGCAGCACAGCGGAGGCCCCUACAUUUCGGUUCAGCAGGAGGCCUGAGCACCCUAGGCCCUGCUCACAGGCCCCUCCUUCAGGUACCAGGCCCAGCCAGGAACUGGCCACUGAGGCUGAGGAGAUGAAGGAAAAGGUCUGCAGGCUGAACCAGGAGAUCUCCCGUCUCAAUCAGGAAGUGUCUCAGCUGAGCCGGGAGCUUCGACAUAUCAUGGGCCUGCUACAGGCCAGGCUAGGUCCCCCGGGCCACCCAGUAGCCUCGGCUCGGCCCCCAGACCCUCCUGGUCCCCAGCUGAGGCCUCCGUGCAUCUCUCCCUGUCUAUCUGGACCACUGCCUAGCCUCCAGGAUACUACUCUCGCUGAGGUCCACUGCCCGGCCAGUGUGGGGACAGCAGAGAUGGGGGCCACGCCCCCCAACCUGAGACCCUCCGUGCUACCCCCCUACCCCUCAGAGCCUGAGUCUCUGGGACCCUCCCCAGUGCCAGAGGCCUCACCUCCGACCCCAAGCCUCAUGCAGCAGAGCUUUCGGUCCAGGCCAGACGCGUUCCACUGACCCAGGCCCUGGGCCCAGGCCUGUCUGGGGUGGGCACUGCUGCCUGCCCUCCAGGGAGGGGCUGGGCCCCUUGGCCUCCUGCCUCAGGUCAGCAGCCACUAGCUGGUCUGGUUGGCUCUGCAUUCUCUGGACUUUUUUACAAAGCCUGGUCACUUCUGACCCUGUUCCCUUUUCCAAACCUUCCCCUGCCCUUCCCCUCUGUGAGGGGAGCCACCUGAGGCUGUGGAACCCAACAGGCAUGAGACGGAAUGCAGUGCCGAUUAGGCCGGGCAGAUGACAUGUCCUGCUUUCUCCCCAGGACCCGGAGGCAGGCUGUCCCUGAAGGUGGUCUCUUCUGCUGCCAGCAACUUGAAACAGUCCCCACAGCACUCUCUAUCCCUCCCCCUGCACCAGACCUCAGUCAAGCCUGUUCUUCCCACAUCCAACUAGGUCUCGCUCAAGGCCCUGACUUCUCACAAACCCACCCUGGUCUCCAGCUCUCCCUUACCACCCAACACCCAGGGCUCACUUUUGGAUAGGAAAUA
This is a messenger RNA of Leptonychotes weddellii (Weddell seal), 3816 nucleotides long. The record is from RefSeq and is a predicted model, not a curated record. Lineage: Eukaryota; Metazoa; Chordata; Mammalia; Carnivora; Phocidae.